Molecule: messenger RNA, 21385 nt
Organism: Porites lobata
Lineage: Eukaryota; Metazoa; Cnidaria; Anthozoa; Scleractinia; Poritidae
Source: the annotation of a GenBank genome assembly
AUGAAUAGCAGUACUCUGUUAGAGUUUUUUGGGCAUGUUCUGUUCAGUUUUACCCGAAGCGUAACAGAUCAUUGUAACCCCGAAGAGCCGGAAUACACCGCGGAGUCCUUUGGUUAUAAUCCUCUAGAAAGCACGGGCAGAGAAUGGUACUCUCGUCCAGUUGAUGAGUUCAUUUACCAGGAAUACAGUGACAGAGAACUUCGAACAAGCUUCAACUAUAUGGCGACCAGCAGUCUUAAUAUAAAUGUAAGAGAUGCGUGCUCUCUGGAGGAACCUGAAAACGACGAAGCAGCGCGGAAAGAAGAGGAGCUUAGAGACGCAGCAUUAGCUUGGAAGCGACUUCGUCCAUCAGUUUGUCACACGAUUUGGAAAUCAAUGUACAUUGGCGCCUUGAUUUCGCUGGUUGCCGCUACCAUUGUAGGUGCAGUGUGUACUGUAGUUUUCUACGUCAGUUUUAUGACUAUUAACAUUUGCCAGUUUUAUCCAAAGAAAUUAAUUCCAGUACGUUUGCAGUGGAUGAGAACAAUUUCGUGUUCGAUUGCUUAUGCUUCCUUUCACAUUUGGUUCUUUAUAAACGCGCUGUUUCUUUUUCGUUCAUACCAGCUCAAAGGGGUGAGACAAAAACUGUUUUUGCCUUGCUGCGUGGCUUAUUCGCUUGAUGUGGCAUAUCGAGUGAUACUUCAGGCCCUCGGGAUGUCCAAUUAUUCAAAACUUUCUUCUUUGCAAAAAAUUCCACUUAAUGUUAACUUUUUCAUCAGUGUUGGAGUUCAAGCUUACGUUUUAACGAAGCUGUUCUGUCGGUUGCCUUCAAAAAAACGUAAGGUGAAUUUAUUUCUGCAAAUAAAUUUGCCAGGGUGUCUUACUGUUUUUGCUGGAAUUGUGAUCGCUCGUUGCAUCUACCCUUGGUAUAACAAGCAAGACAAGGAUGGAAAACUUUUAAUCGCAGUCUUUGCUCCUCUUAUUGGUGUUUUCCUCAAACCGUUCUCGCGAAUUUGUGCUCAACAGUUAUAUAACGUAGCCCAUCCGGGAUAUGCUUAUGUACUUUUAACUCCACUGUAUUGUGGAACGGCGGUCAUGUUUCGAAUUAUGCAAGCCGACCUUGGUAGUUUGCAGUCGAUUGCCACUCUUGGAAUCAUCCACGGCCUUGCUGAAGUCAUAGAACGAAGUUCUAUGGUUAUCAUUGAUCAUUUCUUGAAUUGGCUUUGGAAAUUAAGAACACCAGCCCCCUGGGGAAGUUUUCGCACUCCCCGCCGAGAGAGACUAAUGGCAGAUAUCGCCAUCAUGAGCAUGCAGUACGAGUCAGCGGCAAUCGUGUCUGUAAACGGACUUUUGUUCUUUUAUCAACUUACCUACUUUGAUAAGAACUCUUUUCUAACUUCGUUGCAGUCUUUUGGCAUCAACACUUCAGUUCCUUUGAUAAUCGAGUGGUUUUUCAACAGCGUAUCUCUGGCAAUAGAAACUAGGUGUCAAAAUAUGGCUGUGAUGGCAGUCUGGGCGAGACAGUGGAAGAAACAUCUCCUUGUAGCGGUGUUUAAUUCAGCGCUCAUAGCUUUGUGGACUAGCACAAACUUACUAGAAGUUGUCUAUCAAAAUGAACAAUUGUCCGACCAGGUGAACUUAAAUCAAACUUGUAAAAUGCCUUUUACAUGAGCUGCUAGCUAUCGGUGACUGAAGAAAUGCUAUCCGGAUUUACCUAUGGUACUUAUUGGACCGCCUGAGGGUGGUUAGACUGCGAGCAAUCUCGCUUUUUUCUUGGUCCGUCUAGCAAAACGCGCUAGACACGCAAAUGACCACGUGCGCGACUCAAAGGGGCGAGACGGGAGAUGCUUCCCUCGUUUCUCGCUCGACGCUCGCGAGCGUGAACUCCUCUCACUAAAACUGAAGAAAAAUAAAGACUGUUCGCAGUCUAGAGGGUAGAGGUGGCGUGUACUGUACGCCGCUAAUCUUGUUGCUAUCUACGUCGCUCUAGUACGUUCCGUGAUAGAGUAUUGUGUGGUUUGGCAUAACGCCCUUCCCGCCUAUCGGUCUAGUGAAUAGCGAGUCCAAAUGCGAGCUUUAAGGAUAAUAUACCCCCCGGUCUCCAUACCAGGAAGCCUCACUACUGUAUGAAAAAAUUGAAAUCUAGAAGCCUCUGGAAUACCAUAAGGAUUUUAUAACGUUUUUCUUCAGGUAAAAUUGGUCACACUAUGAUAAAAAAUGGCGCCUAAUAGACCUUUUUACCGAUACGGCGGCCAUAUUAAAUUAAUUCGAUUUAAGGAGUAUUAUGGGAUGCCCAGGAGGCAUAAGAACAUUUCGUUUGUAUUUUCGAGUGCUUUUCGGGACAUUUUUUCUUUCUUAGAAUAAGAUUGUAAUGGGAAAAAAGAUCCUCGUGCCGUGUUUGGUUUCCCUAGAAAUAUACAGUGAAAGACCGUAUUUCUAAUACUAAACUAGAAAAAGGCGAUCAUUAUUACAUCCAAACACAGCACAAGGAUCUCUUUUCCCAUUACUAUCUUAUUCUAAGAAAACUUAAAGAAAAAAUGUUCCGAAAAGCGCCUGAAAAUACAAAAGAAAUGUGCUCAUGCCCCCCGGGCAUCCUAUAAUAUUCCUUAAAUCGAAUUAAUUCAAUAAUGCCGCCGUAUCGGUAAAAAGGUCUAUUGUUUAUUCGGAUCAUCAUUAAUAUAUUCUAGGUAUUGUCACAAAUACAUGUUGUUCCCAUUGUCCCCGCCAAUUCCAUGUCAGAAACCUGGUUCCCAUAUUAAACUUUAGUAUCCAGGCGUCUGCACAUUGUCCAUGUUCUACGUAGUGGUGGCGUCAAUACUGCUUAUCCUGUUGCUAUCUAUGUCGCUCCUAGUACAUUCUGUCCUAGAGUGUUGUUGCGAGCUUUAAGGAUAAUAGAGAGCUUUAGCAACGACGAAGCGAAGGCGACGGCAACCAGGACUUCAAAAAAGCAAUAGGUUUAUUACCCAAAACAAGUACAUUCUGUCCUACGAGAAAAUGUUGUUUUAUUAAACAAGCGACGACGAAUUUCUUUUUCUUUUUAAAAGUGCGGUCGGAUAAUAUCUUGCCAUUUUCAGCAAAUUUGAAUAAACGCGACAAAGAUUGAAAAAACGGGAAUUCAUUUUAAAACUGACGUUUUCGCUGCCGUUGCCGUCGUCGAUGCUUAAAGCUCCCUAAUAUCUUCAUAUAUACGAGGAAGCCUAACGACUUGCUAAAAUCGCUAGACUUGAGGACAUGCAGGCGCGAUGAAAUCUGUAUGAGGACUUUUGAAAAAAUUACAAGAGGCGGGCCCUUGUUAAAGCAUCUCCCAGGACUAUUUCCUUUCGAAAUUCUAUCUCUUGGACGUCUGAGCGUUUUAGGCAAAGCUUCUACACUAACACUACCCUAAUGGCAAACGCAUCAUCCUUUAAAAGUUAAAUAUAAUUCUUAUAAUUAGUCUACGAUUUGUACUUACUAGGUUAGUAUAACUAUGAUUGAACCUCAGCUUAUUUUUGUGUAGUAGGUUUCAAUAUUUUUAAUUUAUUAUAUUAUUAUAUUAUUACUCCAGUCCCAGUAAGGUUUUUGUAAUUUUUCUACAUAUUGUAUAGCCUGAAAUUCAUCCGAUUGCUUCGAGUCGUUUUCUCCUCUCAACAACUCGAAGUAAUCGGAUGCAAUUCAGGCUACAUAUUGUAAACGCAUUGUAAUUCAUUUUUAAUGCGAGAAUGUGGUGAUCCAACAUCUUUAUUUUAUGAAUGACAGCGUAAAAUAUACUACAAUGCCGGUUUUUAAUGUGUAAAAAUUCAUGCAUAAAUAUUCUCCACUGUUCUCAGUACAUUUCUUAAUGGUACUGGUAUACAAAGGAGAAGUUUGUGGUUGACUUAUCCCUCAGUUAUUUCCUUCGUUUCUUUCUUUCGAGCGCCAUCUUUUUGUUUCUUUGGUGGGUUCUGGGUUUCUUAAGGGACUUGUCAGAAAUUAGCAGGGGGGAGGGGGUGGAAACAGAGGGAGGGUCACAACUUUUUGAGACUCAGAAAAGGGAGGGGUCAUGAAAAAUGGUCCGUUAAAAGGGCGAGGGUCAUGCAAAUAUAUGCCCAUGAUCAUGUGGAGGUUCACCCACAGAAGAAAAAGAAAGUUCUUUAUUUGGUAAAAAAAACCUGGGAGAUAUAGGAGAGUCAAGUGAUCAGCUGUCAUAAUCAGAGUUGGACUCUUAAUGCUGUCAUCUAAAAUGUAUGCCAUAUAGCAUUACGAAGAACAGAUUAGAAAUAUAUUUUGGGCUUUCAUAAUACCGACUAACCCUAGUGUAUUGCAAGAACUAGAUUUUAUCAUUUAUACAAGGGGGGGAAGGUCAUGAUAUUUUAGGCCACGCUCAAGGGGAGGGUUAGAAAAUUUCACUCCCAUUGCAGGGAUGGGUCACCUCAUUUCCAAACCCAAUUUUCAAAUUUCAAACCCCUUCCCCCCUCCUGCUAAUUUUUCACAAGUCCCUAACAAGAAUCCGAUAAGGGAUUAUAAAUUCUUGAGUCCACACUUAGCACCAAUCAGAUGAUUCGAUCUGAACCCGAAUAUCAAUUACACUCCGGGAUUCAUGUCGUGAACGAAGAAAAAGCCUUGUAUCGUCAUGUGCUGGCGCAUUAUAAGUUCCGGGUUGCGUUGGUUAUCCGUUUUUCAAUCUCUUUUAACAGGGAAGUUGCUAUAACAAGUUGAAUUCUCGGUAAGCAAAAAACAGAGUUGGUAUCCUGAGAAAUAAAAAUGAACAAUCCGCCAAUAAAUAAUGUUCCUUGCUUAUUCCUUCCUGAAUGAAAAGUUAUGCCUCUGCUAGUUGCAAUUUGAAUAAACAAAAAUUUAUGCCGACCUUUACUAGUUGCAAUUUGAAUAAACAGUUUAUACCUCUUUUGGAUCUUCUAGGGGCUGAAAAUGCGGUAAUCCGUGAGCUGCAGAUCUAUGAUAAAUACUGGCCCAUCUCCUAAACGAGCGCCGCAGGCGCAAGCUCCUAGGGGGUCCGGGGACAUGCCAUCCGUGUAAUUAUUUUAGAUUUUAACUCCCUAAAGUCACCUUUCUAGGGUAUCUGAGUCAUCCAGGAUAUUGACCAGAUCUUAAUUUUUUUUCACCUCAUGAAAACUCUGACCGAUAUCCGUAAAACGAUAGAAACCGUUGUGGAUCCUAAUCGCAUAAAAAUAUAGAGGGAUAAAGAGUAGCCUGAGUAUCAGGCGUUUCUGGGGAAAAGGGGAAAGAUGGAAGCGAAAAAGGGAGAGAGCUCUUCUCCCCCUCCCCCUCCCCCAUCUAAAAUCUCCUCUCCCCUAGCCCCUUAGGAAGGCCUGAGGAAGAAUACAAUGAAGGUUUGCCUGUGCACUUACCUCCCUCCCUCCCACAAAAAUGGCUUUGUCAGGAAGAGUAACCACGCUUCGUUUGCAUUGCAUCCGCGCCUUCUGUUUUUGUCUCCGCCAUCUUCCUCAUCAGUUGCAUAAGACAUUUAUCAGCAAAAUAUUUCAUGUGAACGUUUAUAGGGUUCGGUUAUUUUCCUGUUGUUGGUGACGCUAGUGUUAUUUAUGUUAUGACAAUCUACAAACCUGAAACAAGGAGCUAGUAGUGGUGGUGAUGGCUUAUAGGUUGUGUACCAGUGGAGUGAGUUCGUUGUUGAGCAGGACAAAUUUAAGACUUGUGCACUCGCAGGUACGACUUUUCACUUGUUUGUAAUCUAGGCUCAUGUAGUUUAGACUUUAUCCUAAGUUUUCGAUCAGUACGUUUAUUUAUCCUUCAUAUACAAUUAUUCCUCAGUUCUUAUAAAGCUCGUUGUGUUUGUAGAUAUUAUUCAUUUGUUUUGUCUAUGUGCAUUUUAGUUUGCGCGCUUCUCGCACGGCUCACGAGUUCUGCUGACUCAGAAUGCAAGGAGUUCUUGGAUGGUAGGAAGGAUUCUCAAUUUUGAUCCUCCAAAGGGUAAAUAAUUAGCAAUGAUACCAAUAACGUAAGAAAAACGUCUGAUGUAUUGUGAUAGUGAUUACAUCAUCCAGGCCCUAGUUGAACGCUAUCCACCGGACAGAUCACUAUCCAGUGGAUAGCGUAAUUGGUUUCCCUAACAUUUAUCUGUUGGGUAGUGAUUUAUGUGGCGGAUAGUGCUAUCCAACUUUUGAACAACUGGGGCCAGGACGUUAUGGGUAAAUAAUUUUGAUAGUCGGUCAAAAUCGAUCGUUGUCGAUAAAAGUCGAUACUAAUCAAUUGACAGACAUUUGAAAUCAAUUAAAGUCAAUUAUAAAAUUCUGUGUGAUUAUACUACUACAUGAGGAAUUUCUGCAAUUUGAUUGGCUUAGAGCAGUGGUAUUUCAGCUUAAUUUGAAAUACCUACAUGUGAAAGUUACAAACCUUUUUGCGGGUAGUAGUAUAAACAAAUAAUUGCAUGAUUUGUACGUGAUAUUCGGCAUAAAUACCACUGAUGAUAUUUGAAAAUUGUCUCAAAUUUCACUUGCCUAACGGCUCGUGAAAUUACGUAUAACAGUUUUGAAAUAUCACUCGUGGUAUUUAUGCCAAAUAUCACUACAAAUCAUGCUAUUACCUAUACUUAUGGAUUUCUAUCAAAAGUGGUGUUAUUAUCGUCUUUUAGUCGAAAACUAUUGGUAGAUAAAAAGGAGUAGAAGUGACAGUUUCAAUAUCCAUUAGCAAGUUAAUAUGCGAUCUAAAAGUUUUCCACCAUAUUAAAUCAGAUGAAGGACUUUUUUGAAAGUCUACUGAUACUUGAGCUACAUGUAUUGCAACAUUCAGUGGAAUGGUUUUUAUGUCUGUUUCUAAAUAAGUAGCAUACGUGUGCGUUCGAAGCCUUGUGACGUCUACAUGUACACUGUAAUUCCUUCUCCUUACACUGCAUUCAUGUACAGUUUGCAUAAAUCCUCAACAGAUAUACUCAGAAAAGUCUGAGAAGUUGAUCGAAAUUGAUUACCUGUCCUGAGAUCAUUGUGAUUAUUUACUUUUAUGGACAAAUACAACUAAUCAAUCAACAGUUAUUGACAAAAUUGAUAUUGAGCACUAGCAACUAAUCGACCUUCUUUCCAAUGAUUGAUUUUGAUCGACGUGUAACCUCCUGCAUCAUCUCCAGCCAACUGACAUAAUAGAUAUUAAAAUACUAAACUGAUCUUGUUCUGAUCACAUAAGCACUCGAAUUCUUUAUGUAAAUCUUCAUUUCAAGUUCUGGGGUUUACCUUUGUAAAAGGUGAACCUUGCAGUAAAAUGUAUAGCUAAACUUCAGAAUGCCCAGCCACUUACAAAGUUCCUAUUGUGUUAUGCCUUGUUCAUUCAAGGGUUUGACUAGUGGCCAGGAAUUCUGAAAUUGCUCUGUAGUUGUAUCUCAAAGCCAUGUGGUACUUAUAGUCCUUCUUGCCAUCAAUUAAUAAAUUUCUCAAUUAUCCACUUUGUAGCCAUAUUCAGUUUGAAAAUUUAAUAAGAAAUGGUAGAAAAAGCCUCAAUUGGUCUCCAUUCAAAGACAGCUAUAUCAGAGGACUGGUCAAAGUAUUUUGUAGUGAUGAAGUAGUGCUUUGAUACUGAAAUUAUAUUGACAACAAAUGAUAAUAUUACAUGCGACACCUCUCCUCCAUAAAAUACCCCAUUUAAAAAGUUGGGCUUGACCAAAAUGACAAUUUUUUAAUGAUUCUCUUAUGGUUCUCUGUUAAAAAUAAAAAAAAAACAACAACAACAACAACAACAAAUACCUGGCCCUGGUUGUUCAAAUGUUGGAUAGCUCUAUCAACCAGAUAAAUCAUAUUAUCAAGUUGAUAAGUACUAGUAAUAACCAAAGGUUAUGGAGUGCUGGCGACAAUGAUCAAAGGUCAAAACGCUUUUGUUCGAACGCUGUCCUUUGUAUAAGUUUCAUGUGACAGAUAGUCAAAAGACACGUGGUCAGAAUAUGAGUGACAGAAGGUCCAAACCCUCGCGAUCAAAUUGGGUUCUGUACAGUCCAUUAAUUCUUGGUGGAAGUCCAAACAAAUGCUGGCUACCUACUGUAUGCGACACAUGCGUAAUAACAACCAGGCCCUGGUUGUUCAAAUGUUGGAUAGCACUAUCCGCUGGAUAAUUGACUAUCCAGCAGAUAAGUAUUAGGGAAACCAAUUAAGCUAUCCACUGACGAGUUGGUUUAAUUUCUUCUAGGUUUUGAAAAGUUCUAUCCAAAGUCCUCAAAGAAAACGUCUGAUAAAGGUAUUAGGGCUUUCAUUCCUUUGGGAACUACGUGUAUCAGGGAUGCAACAUAUCAGAUUAAUUUUGUGGCUUUGUAGUUACAAGGUCGGGGGGACUGACAUGUUGCAUCAGCUAAACUAACAGGACUUUCAUUGAAGUUUUAAUUGCAUACCUGGUCUUUCAGGGAAAGUAGCCAGUCAUUAAUUUGUCUUACUAAUCCUCCUAUAUUUGUUUAAGUUUGUCUCAAUUUCAAACUUAGAGUAGCCCGGUGAUUUUGCAGCAGUAGCCAGCCAUUAACCCAUUCGCUCCUGGAGAUUUUGCCCAAAAACGCGUUUUGAAGCUAGUCGAGUGGUUUUCUGGUCACUGUCGUGCUAUAAAGAGCUAAAACUUACCACAAACCGGUUUACAGGUUGUACACUUGGCAGCCUUCUGAUCCAGAUGCAAAAUAUCAGCUUGCAAAGUUCGGGCAUGCGCAGAAAGCAAAAUUUUGACAUAGUUUUUGGGUUUAAAAGUGACACAGCAGUCUUGACUUUUACUUUUCGCUUUCUCUCCUCCCUUCUUUUUUCGCUUUUCUUGCCUCAUUUUUUUUCUCUUGCUGGGCAUUUAGUAGGCUUCAUUUUGGUGGGAAGAGUUUUUAGGAAAGCUUUUAGGAUCUUAGGAUUAGGUGAAAGGAAAGGUAGGUGGGUAAUGGAACAAGAUUUUCAUGGAGAUUUUCAGGUCCUUGUCCUAUGGUUUUUUGUUUCUUUCUCCGGUGUCCUUGACUGAAUUGUGCUCAUUCUGGUAUGGUUUGAAAGAUCUCUUCACUCUGCACAAGUUAGCGAAGAAAGUUGUCCUUGACCGUUAAAACUGAUGACGUCACAAAGGGUAGAAAGGACCUGGAUCCGCACGGGCGGUUACGGGCGGUUCAGGGGCGAAUGGGUUAAUGACUGCCCUGACUACAUGUAAUAUAUUUGAACCUCACAAUGGUCACUGUACAGUUUGGACAAUAAAUCAUUUGGCUUCUCUGUAGUGGUAAAGAUGUUACAUAAUCCCCAGGAAAAGAACAAAAGUCUUCAGGAGAGUCUGUUUUGUACUGCAUCCUUCAUACCUCUGUUAUUCUUAUUAGAAUGUUAUUAGAGUUAAGAGUCAAAGACCAACUUUCUCACAUAAGCACUCACUAAACUUGACCCAGAUUGGAGGAUGACACUCUUUCCCUGGACAACGUUCCUUCAUAUAAGUGAGGCUUUACUGUGAUUGUUUGACUUGUUCUGUCAUUUGUGAUGGUAUGUUAUGCUCAUUUCAGGUUCAGAUGCCAGUAGCAAUGAGAAUUUUCAUUCAAACAACAGGGGAUCAUCAGGGGGUGACAGUGGAGGAGGAGGAGAGGGAGAUAACAAGCCCCCUGGGGGAGACUGGUGGAAAAACUUUCGUGAAAUCAACCCACAGGGGUUUGCAAUAGGUGUUGCUUUAGCGGCAGUGGGAGCACUGCUGUUCAUGAAUGCUGCUGGGAUGGAAAGCCGAGAGAUUAAUUGGCAGGAAUUUAGAACCAAGUAUCUUGAAAGAGGAGAGGUGAGUAAUGUUUGGAAAGCUCGCUCAUUUGUUUUUUUUGUUUGGCAAUUUUUAAUGACACAUGAAGCAUUUCUAUUACAGGUCAAAAAGUGAAUUCAGGCUAAAAUUUUUUAUCUUAGGUUGAUUCUCAAUUUUCUUUGUGACCUAGCCCUAAUUAUACAUGAAUUAUUCGUAGGGCUAGGAGACAAAGGAAAUUGAGAAUCAACCUACAUGUGGGUUAAAAAAUUUUAACCUGCAUUAAUUUUGCCCUGUAACAUAUAUACAUGUGAUAUUGUAGGGCAAUGUUUUGCAUGUACACACUUUACAUACCAACAAGUAUACACAUGUUUAUAAAUAAAUAAUAUUGAACUUCAACUGUUGUUUACUUUCUCUUGAUUUCCAAUUCAAUCCUUGCAUGAAUUGUCUUAAACUGCUGCCUUCGUAAAGACAUUCCCUUAACCCUCUAGGUCCCAAGAGUGACCAGCAUCAAUUUUCUCCUAACAACAUCAGCAGAUCAUCAAGAGUAAAGGUUAUGAAGAUUGCUAUAUUGAUUACCAAAGGGAGAACACUUUGAUCUUCAACCAAAUUCUCUCAACUAUUCUUAAAAGAAAUGUAUGGAGAUCAGUUUGGAGAAUUUGUAGUGAAUCUUGGGGCUUAAAGGGUUCAAAUGAUCCUGAAUUUUUUCCUCGCAAUCAGUCAGGCUUGUCAUCUCAAAUCUUGAUCAAUGCUCAGUCUUGUAACAGUCUUUAAUUUUUGUUUCUCAGGUUGAAAAGCUUGUUGUUUCAAACCAGACACUAGUUAAAGUAUUCUUGAAGAAUGACCCAAACAAGGUACUUAGAUACAAAAACACAAUGAUCUGUUGGUUGAUUUAAUUUAAUUUGAGAAAAAUACUACCCCUGUCCUGGUGGUUUUACAUGCACUUAUACAACAUGUUUGGUAAUCAAAGAUAGUUUAAUUGUGCUGGAAAGCUUGAGAAAGUUUGACAUUUAUCCCUUUCUUAUCUUUUUCUUCCUUUUUUUGCCCUUAAUCACAUAAAUAAUAGUUAGUAAAGGUAAGUGUAAGUCACACUGAGAGAUUCCUCUUUUUUUUACCCAAGAAGUCAUGUAGGAUGAUCAGUACACAUGUGAUGGCCGAAAGUUAAUAAUGGUAGUUAUGCUUUCGAAGUGAGUCAAGGAAUGAUGUUUCUGAAUUACUUUCUUUUUUUAGUGAAACAUAUCAUAAGCCCUCUGUUCUAUGUUUUCUUUGCAGAGCCGACUUUGUUUCACCAUUGGAAGUGUAGAAAGUUUUGAACGUAAUCUUGAGACUGUUCAACAGGAAAUGAACAUUGAUCCUGCUUUCUGGAUUCCUGUAACUUAUGUGAAGGAAUCGGAGUGGCUGUGAGUUUGUAUAAUCUGUUCACAUUUUAAUUAAAUCAGACCUUAAGCACAGGUCAGAGCCAAGUGGGUCCUAGCUGUCGUCAAGGGCUAUAAUAUAGGGGUCAGGGUUUUAUUUGGCUCCAUUAGAAAAUAUCUAAUUUAAAUUAUGUAAGCUUUGGAUAGUUUUGGACAUAGUAAUGUUCACAACACAAGAAAAUUGCAAAUUCUCAACUGCAUCUGCAAUUUCCUUGCAUUCAAAAAUUAUUGUUGACAGCCUUAGUAGCCAACAACUUUCCUCUGACAUGCAUACUACUUGGCCAUCAUACAUAAGAAGCUGCCUUUAGGAGACUUCCUGCUUACUUGCUCCACUUUUCACGGCUACCGCUCACCCUUGUGGCCUUUUAACAUUUUCCUAUUUAGGGCAUUCUUAAUCUUCUGCUGACACAGGUGACCUUAAUUUUUGAAGCAUGUCAUUCUAUUUCCAUUGCCAGUAAAAUUAAUUUAAUGAAACAACAGUUAAACAUUUUUAAUUUUAUUAACAGGAAAGAACUGAUUAGGUCACUGCCUACACUGUUGAUUAUUGGCGCAGUAAUUUACUUGACUAGGAAGCUUACCAGUGGAACAAGGGGACAGGGGGUGAGUUACAUAAUGCAAUAAACUUGUUUUCAAUCAAAACUACUGAUGUACAUGAAGAUACUUUGCAAGAAUGACAUUUUUCAUUAUUUCAUAGAAUGAGAUUCAGAAUCUUGCGUGUCUUCGUUCUUGUUGGUAGAGCAAUAGCAUUAGUUUAUAUUAAAUUUAGAAAACACAUGAAGUUAAAAAAGACUCAGCCUCAUCAAAGGAACAAGAUCAAGAUCUACAGUUUAAGAAACAUUUUUAAAGAUUUAAUUGUGUGUAGGAACAGCUAUAUUAAUUUUGAUAUAAACAGAAUGUAAAUGAUCAUUAACAUUAAUGAUAGGACAAGAUAAUGCUUUGUUUUAUUACCCACCACUUGGAAAUUAUAAUUAUCAGCUUUUGAUCUUCAAAAUUAAUUAAUUUUUGUAAUAUGAUUUGCUUGUUUUCCAUUACACAGGGUAUAUUUGGGGUAGGGCAGUCCACAGCCAAAGUUUAUAACAAAGAAACAAGUGUUAAAGUUAGAUUCAAGUGAGUACUGGGCUUUAAGACAACUUACAGUAAUGUGAUGACUUUAAUUAAGGUCCAUGGAAUGUGAUUAGGACAUUUAAGAUUUCAUACAAGAAGUAAGACAAGAAGCAGCAUUAUAAUGCUUGUUCUGUAGUCAAUAACAAUCAAUUAGAAAGGUCUAUUAUCAACCUAAAAUACAAAAUUUAGGUUGCUAUUAUAUUCUUGUUUGUAUUGUAAAUAAUUUAUUUUUUAGGGUUCCUAUUUAUAACAGAGUCUGCCUUGACUCUGAAUGGAUUUCCCUGAAAAUAUAAAGGUGUUUAUCUUUAUCUAAAUGCAAUUACUUAUUAUUGCAGUUGUAGUGCCUAGAGAUUUACAUGGGUUCCUGGGUGUGGAUUAAAGUAUUAUUGUAAAAAAAAUCUAUGGUCUUGAUACUCUUUUUUCUUUGUGUUUCCUCCAUCUUGGAGUUUCAAAAUUUUUGUCAGAAGUUCUUGUAGUUUCAAGCAAGGGUCUUGGCAAGCCUCUGAGAUCUUAACGUUAUUCAAAAAAAUCUAUGGUCUUGAUAUGUUUACUAACAUUAUAAUUUUUUUCUUUCAGGGAUGUUGCCUCCAUCUAAUGGAGUUUGUUUUCAAAAGUAUUUUGUCUAGAAGUUAAGGUACAGUGAACUGCCUUUUUGUAAACAUUUUAGGGUCUUAAAGGGACAAGUCCUCUGAGAUCUUAAUUUCGUUAUUCACAUGUCCCAAGAAUGGUGAAACAAAAGGGUAUCGGAAAUAGUAUGAAUAAACCUUGUAGAGUUGAACUGCUGCCAAAACGUGAUUAAAGGAAGUUAUUUUUAUAUAACAUGGAUUGUUAAUCUUCUUUUAAACUUUUUCAGUCAAUAAAGAUGUUGCAGGAUGUGAAGGUUCAAGCUUGAUGUUUCAAAUAUAUGUAACCUUUCCCAUCCAUUUUACAAAUAUAUAUAAUGAUUAUUUGCUUGUCAAUGUUUGAUUCAUUUCUCUUGUUAUUUUGAUAAAAGAAGGCGAUUUUAAAAAUCCUCACCUCUUCAGUUAUCUUUGACUGCAAAUAUGAUAAAAGGAGGAUAGAAAGUUUACAAAAAGAGAUUUUCAGUAAAAGAUCGAGGAUGGUACAGGAUUGAACUGCCAGAGAUUUGAUUUUGGGUUGAGGUAAAUGCUUUUUUAAGUACUGUCCAAACAUUUUAACAUUUUAAAAGGGAGGUUAGUAACCAACCAUGAUAAAGACGGCAGAGAAAAAAUCACUAAAAAAAUUCAUUUUCCAAACUGUAUUGCAUUUAUUAAUUAAUUAAGCCUCACUUAACUUUUUUAACUGUAAGUGAAUUUUCCUGUAGUAGAAUAUUCUUAUAGACUCUAUCCAGUUAAGAAAGAGCUAGGAAAAAUAUGUCGUCAUAUAUUCAUGUCCUCCAUAAAAUGUCAUGUUAUCAAAUUUUGCAUCAUGAUCAUGCAGUGGAUGUCAAAGAAAUGUACCAAAAAGCACAAUGCAUGUGCAGUGCUGUUACUUUGCUCAUGAAAACAACUUUUUUUACGUUAUUUUUGCUGUUGUCGUCAUAAUGGGAAAGUACAAUGUAUCUUAAUUUAAUUUAUUGUAGUUGACCGUCAGACAUUUCCACAUUUUGGACAUAGGAAACUAAGAGGAGUUUGAGUUGUUAUGGUUGAGUGACAAUGUAAGUGUACAAAACUUGCAUUAUGAAAUUGUGGGUAACAAGAGGGGCCUGCAAUCCUAAUCUCCAGGUUUCUAUUACACAAAUGUAUGGCACUUAUGUAGCCAGCAUUCGUAUGAAUUCUACGAAGAAUGAGUCUGGAAUGCAUAGAAUGCAAUCUGAUCACAUGCAUUUGGACCUUAUAUCACUAUUUGGUAAUAAUAUUAAACUUUGUGGGAGCAAUGAAACCAUUGCUUACGUUUAGUUGUUUGUUUUGUUUUUCUAGGGUGCUAUAUUAUCAGGGCCGCCUGGUACCGGAAAAACCCUUCUAGCCAAGGCAGUUGCAGGCGAGGCCCAGGUACCGUUUCUUAGUAUCUCUGGAUCAGAAUUCUUGGAAAUGUUUGUGGGUGUCGGUCCAGCGAGAGUCAGAGAUCUGUUUGCUCAAGCAAGAAAGAAUGCACCAUGUAUUAUAUUUAUUGAUGAAAUCGAUGCUGUUGGUCGUGCUCGUGGACGAAGCGGUCAUAUUGGAGGGCAUGAUGAGAGGGAAAACACUCUUAAUCAACUAUUGGUGGAAAUGGAUGGUACGUGCUUCCCAGUAUUGGUUUGAUGUAUUUAAUGUCACUAUAAUGCUGUUAAUAUUCCCUUGAAAGUCACUGUUUGCUCUUGUGUAAGCUGGUUGAAUAAUGACAAGGUGUGGCAAGGCACAUUUUUUACAGCGAGACAUUGUCUCCAGGUUCAUCCAAUAAAUACUGAUGUACUCUAAGCUACCUAGACUCAUCGUGCUAAACGACUAGCCUUGAAAAAUGCCUUCAAAACAAGUAGGACCAAUCCAUGAAUGCUAAGAUGUUUUUGUAAGCAGACUUGCAUUAAAUAGAAUUCAUCAAGAUUUAAGCAAAAGAGAUCAAUGUCAUGAAGGCUAGGCAAAUGCUCCGAAUACUUUUUACUUGGAAGGUCACUACGGUAAAUGGGAUGAGGUUAUUGAAUUGCCCAUGGCAUAGGGUAAUAUUAUAUCCAAAAUAAGGCAAUUCGCAAGGCAAAUUUUUGUCUUGCUUUUUUUGAAUUAGGGAUGGCAUUGCAAGGAUUAUCAAACAGAUAUACGUAUAUUGCAAAGAUGAUGAAAAAUACAGAUAUUAUUCCUGACUACUUACGAACAAUAUAGUUUGAGUACCCUGUUAGUUUGUGUCCAGUUGUAUGUUGUUUUGAUUUUGCAACUCAGUUGUUUUUCUUUGUUUUUCAGGUUUCAGCUCCACUACAAAUGUAGUAGUAUUGUCAGGUACAAACAGACCUGAUGUACUUGAUCCUGCUCUGCUGAGGCCUGGACGGUUUGACAGGCAGAUUCACUUGCCACCACCAGAUAUCAAAGGAAGGUAAGAGGAAGAGAGCUUCUAAAAGGAGAAUUUUAGUAGGAUUCACGUUAAAUACAUAUAAAUGAAAACCCUCAGUGCUGGAGGUCAGUUGUUGGUUUGUAUAGGCAUACUCAGAUGUUUAAUGCUACUUAGUUCAUGUGAUAUGUCAUUCAUACAGUGUGAGGAGUUUCUUCAAGUGGUGUUUUCUGACAGUGUUUUUUUUAGCCAUGUUUUCUCCUCCCCCCCAAACAACCAAUUCCCUUCCCUAGUUGUUUUCUCUGAUAUUUUCAGUGUGAUGGUUGCCUGUUUUUUCUUCGAGUUAGAGCUCAUGGCUUUGUUGCAUGGUUGUGCCAUCCCCUGGAUAUUCUAGGCACUGAACCUCCAUUGAGCAAUGUAGUUGUUAAUGAUCUAAAAAGCAACUGGCUAUAAUAGUUUUUUUUUGUUCCUUUAAAUCUAGAUAUUCCAUCUUCAAAGUUCACCUGAAACCCCUGAAGACAGAUCUGAACCUGGAUACAGUGGCAAGAAAGAUGGCUGCCCUUACACCAGGAUUUACUGGUAAGCAUUUUCUAAGGUUUUAUCAUAAGACUGUUAAGGUUGGAACGCGCCAGGCAACAUGUUACAGGUAACAUGUCAUGUCAUGGUGACAGAUCACUCCUUGUGUACAUACAUGUCAGGCGACUAAGUGGAGCAAACUGUGACACAUCGCGGCGACAAAUUGCUUUGUGUGAACAGGAGAAUUUUUGUAAAAAUCUUUGUCUCUGCAGCAUAAUUUUGUCACCACAACAAAUCGCUUAAAUUCUGUCUGAUUUGAUAUUUUGCGGCAACAAAAUCCUAUUGCACAGACCAUGAUUUUCACAAAAAUUUUCCAGUUAACACAUGAAGCGAUUUGAUGCUAUGACAUGUUGCUGCAACUUGUCGCGUAGUGUGUAGCGACCUUUAAAAAUAUUUAAGAUGGUCCUUGUAAGUUCUAUCUUAUGUACACUUGUAAUAAUUAGCACAUCACUAUUUGGAGCUUACAUCCUUAAGCUGACACUAUGUUCAUGGUUGGGAGGUCCUUGAACUUCUUGUAUAACUUGCUUUUUGCUCAAAUAAUUGUUUCAACAUGGAAAUCAGUCUAUUUUUAGUUGCUGAUUUUCUGAUGAAACAGGUUCUGAAACAAACAGGGUCAUUUACAACCUUGGCAUGUGGACAUUGUGUGCCAUCUGUUUACACUGUAAGAGGCAACAAUGACCUCAUUGAUCAGGGUGCAAAGAAGAUCAUUUUUACAGCUUGCCAUUCGGGCAAACUGAAGCUAACAUUUACUAGCCCAGAUGUUAUUUCAACUAGCCCCAAAAGCUUUUUGACAAGCAGAGUUGAUUGCACAGUUCUUCUGUUAUUCGAAUUCCUCAAAAAAGAUCACUUGCCGGUCGGGCAAGUUAACAACAAGAUUCACUAGCCCAAUAGCAAAAUCCACAAGCCCCAGGCUAUCGGACACCACUUUCUAAAGUUGCACGCUGUUGAUAUACACGGUUUGUCUUGACCUAAACUAAAAGAUUCAUAAAUACCAGCAGGAAGGUGCCUCAAAUUUGAAAUAAACAAUAAAAACACAGUUGUAAACAGGUCUCACCAGAAUCUGCAUAUAUAACACUCUUCAAUUGGAGGUGGACCCUGUUGAAAAUAUUCAUUUUCAGUGCUUUUAUUUUUCUUUUUAGCCAUCGAGACAAACAUGAAACUGGAAUAUUGCCUUUCACAAGACAAGGCACUUCCCACUGCUGGCAGUGUUCUCUUGUGAUUGAGAAUUUUUUUGCAUAUUAAUGUCUUUUAUUUGUUCUACUUUUUUUAGUAACAUUAUAUCCUGCUGAUAGUCUGUAGGAAACAUGCUCUUAGGGUUAUGAUACUCUUUUGACUGCAGGAGCUGACAUAGCUAAUGUGUGUAAUGAAGCUGCACUCAUUGCUGCCAGAUACCUUAUGCCUAAGGUGGAGUUAACUCAUUUUGAACAAGCAAUUGAGCGUGUGAUUGGAGGUGAGUGCCGCUGAAGCUGUAGUUAUGCCACAAACCCCAACCUCCCAAUAUCGCACCCUGUGUUCAGUUACUGUAAAUGUUUGAAUUUAGUUCUAAGAAGGAAACAAUCUUUAACAGUAAACAGGAAAGUGUCUGUCAAAGGAACACAAAUCUGUGCGUUGUCACUCCCAAAGUCCAGUUGUCUCUGAGGUUCUCAAAGUUCUGCUAUUGAAAUCAUUCUAUUAUUCCCUACCAUUAUUCAUUAAUUUUUUCUUUCUUGGGUGAGAGUUGCGUGCGGCUUUUUUUAAAGGGGUUGCUUAUUAAUUUUAAGUUUUUGUCUCCAAGUGGAGAGGGUCGGGGAGGGGGGAAUGUUGCAGUCACACUUAAGGUAGUUUAAGCAUUGCUGAAGUUUAAGCAUUUAUGGUAGUUUUGGGUGGAACUUAAACUUCUUACAGUAGCUCUCUAUCAUAUUUACUUUACUGCUUGAUGAAAAUUUCGUAAGGAACUAUAAUAUAACAAAAUAUAUACAGUUUUGUUUGUCUCAUGUUGAUUAUUGGGCGUGAGAACCAGAGUUGUUGGAUUUGUCUUAAAUUUUUCAUUUGUAUCAUGGUUAGGCCUGGAGAAAAAGACUCAAGUUUUACAGCCUGAAGAAAAGAAAGUUGUGGCAUAUCAUGAGGCUGGCCAUGCUGUGGCUGGGUGGUUUUUGGAACAUGCUGAUCCUCUUUUGAAGGUUCAAAUUUUGCUGAUGGUUUCAAUAAUUUAUCACCAAAUUAGUUCACCAAAACACCAGUCAUUGUAGCAGCUGAUAGACCGUCCCAGGUGUUCAGUGAGUGCAGAUGUGGAUGCGAAGAAGAAAAAUAAGAAAAUUGAAGCAGUAAAAUUGCAUUCUAUUUUUUGCACCUCUUCCCUCUAUCUGAAUUCCUGGAACAGGUUGAGUAGCUGAUGAAUGAUCUCACAGCUUUACAUGUAAGUAGGUUUCUUUUUCAAGUUCAGCACUACAAAGAGAAAAAAAAACACUUAAACAAACGCUUAGAUUAGAUUUAUUGGUUACUGGUUUAACGGAUUAAUUGUGUAUAAGUACUAUUAACUGUUCAAAAUUAUGUUUAAUUGAGUAUUUGGGCUGCUGGAAUUUAACUGGCUCUGGCCAGUCAGAAAAAAGGCACGUUGUCAGUCUGUCACCAAAGAUAUUCCACACUGUAUUUUUCGCUCCUGAGCUACAUUUAGGAUUUGUUCAUGCUCAUUAAAGUAAUAUUUCCAUAAAUUUUCAGGUUUCAAUCAUCCCAAGAGGCAAGGGACUUGGUUAUGCUCAGUACCUUCCAAAAGAACAGUACUUGUAUUCCACAGAACAGGUCUGUAUCACGUGUGCAGAUCAUGCUCGAUACUGCUAUAAAUGAGAUAUGUUAAGCAGUUUUUCUCAUCACCAAACUUGACCGUUAUCUAUUCAUACACGUAGUUAUCGUCUGAUUAUAUUAAAGAUUUGAUCAUUCCCGUACAUUACUCUUGCAGCUGUUGGAUCGCAUGUGUAUGACAUUGGGGGGAAGAGUAUCGGAACAGAUAUUUUUUGGUCGAAUUACGACGGGCGCUCAAGAUGAUCUCAGCAAAGUUACCAAGAGUGCUUAUGCUCAGGUACACAUUCAUUACAAAAUCUAACGUUGGUUACCGGUUGUUUCAAUACAAGUUUAUUCCUUCCAGAGGUAAAUAGUUUCACGUACUUGGCUUAAAGAACGAAGAAUAAUAUUCACCCAAAAUGUUUUUCUUGUUCAAUUCCAAACUUUACCUGAAGUGUUACAAAUUUUUGUGCAGUUUUACUGCGUGAGUUCGUAUCGAAACGACCGGUUUCCUUAACAUCCCCCCUCCCUUGACAGCUGCACAAGGGACUUUUUAGCAUUUUGGAAAUAAAAUGUCGCUUGAAAAUUGGAAUUUUGUUAAGGAAUCGUUUUUGUAACCUCUCUUGCCACUGUUAAUCUGUUUUUUUUGGUGAUUAAAAAUGAAGGGAUUUUACUAACUUAAGGUAUAGCCUUCCAUGCAGAUAUCCUUAGGGCUUCGUCACCCGUUCAUUCCUUAGGGGAGGAUGGCAUGAUGAGCCAAAGGAACGUCUGCGGGAGAGGCUACUAAAAGUAGUACUGUACACUGAAAUCAUUGGCAUGAUAUUGGAAUGAUAUUGGCCAUGAUGGCUUGCCUGCAGGCUAAAUGUUGUGUAAUGUGUAAAAGAUGCGCUAGUAGCUCAGCUGACACAUUGAAUGGUUUGGGAAUGGAAAACUGUUUAUUAAUAAUUAUUGAGUUCAGCCAGAAGCAUAUAAUCCCAUGCUUUUGGUUCAGCUAUCUAGCUCGCUUCUCAUAUAAACUGUUUACCGUCAUUUCGUUGUCAUAGGUCGUAACAUUUGGAAUGAAUGAAAAGGUUGGAAAUGUAUCGUUUGACCUGCCACGCGAAGGAGAACCUACUUUUGAUAAACCCUACAGCGAGGCCACCGCGCAGCUGAUAGAUGAACAAGCCAGGGAUGUUAUAAACAAUGCUUACAAGAGAACCUUUGAUCUUCUCACCAAACAUAAGGAGGAUGUAGAGAAGGUGAGCAUCAAGCUUGCAAUAAAUUCGUUUUGUCCAGUUUUAGGAUCGCAAGCAUUUGCAUGCAAAACUAAGCGAGAAUAAUUAUUAAGCUUUAGAGAUUCAGUUGUUUUCACUCGCUUUUGAAGGAACUGCUUGACCAAUAGAGAGAAUUGUGACGUCACGUUACCAUGGUAGCAAAAUAUCUGGAGACAAAGAUGGUCAUUUACAUUGUCGAACGAUAAAAGUAAAGUAUGGGCUACCAUUUUGUUCUUUAGUGCAAAUCAUGCACAGGAAAGUCAUGUCAGUUUUUUCUUUUUCCACGGUUUGUUGAGAUCUAGAAAUUUUGCUACCAUGACAACCUAAAAUAACGACUUCUCUCUAUCCUUAGUAAGAAUCUACUGUUCAGUAACUGACUUUAUUUUUUCAGAUUGCUUUGCGACUCCUGGAAAAGGAGGUACUGGGGCGAGAAGACAUGAUAGAGCUUUUAGGACCCAGGCCAUUUAAAGAAAAGUCCACGUACGAGGAGUUUGUUGAGGGGACUGGUGGUGACACAGAGGAUACCAGUCUUCCCAAAGGACUGAAAGGUCUGCAAGAACAGCUGGAGGAAGAGGACCCUCCUACGAAUACCAUACCUACGUAGUGUUUUGAAGGCAUGGUUAAAGACUUUUUGGCAGGGAGGGGAGGGUUUUUAAGAUGUAAACUCUUUGUCCAAUUAAUUGCCGUUAGUGGUCACACCUGUCUGUUCCUUCCACUUUCAAGAAUUAGAAGCCUUAAAUUCUAAAUGACGAAGAAAAGACAACACAAUUCCAAAUGAAAGUACCUGUAAUUUUGAAGAAGUUUAAUUCGAAUUUUUAUGCCUAAUGGUUUCAUCCACAGACUCGAAAAUUAGAGCCACCUUGUACAGUAUACACUGUAGUAAACAGUGUGAGGUUUAAGUAUUUCCCAGAGACUUUCACUGCUCAGAAAGCAGAAAAAAAAGCUAGAACCAUCGUAGACAACAUGAUAAACAGUACCGCAGUUGAGGACUGCCCAGCAGCUGUCAUUUGAAUGGUCACACUUUAGAAUGUCACCAAAGGAAAGUACUACUCGGGGGUGAGAUGCACUAAGCAGGCCUCUCCCACUGAAUAUAUAUCUCAAGUAUUUUUCUAACUAACAGACCACUGUUACAGGUAUUUGACUAUUUUCGAGUUCCACAAGUCUCAGUUUCAAAGCAAGGUUAAGUGCAAGGACAUUGAUGUGCAAAUGAUUUUUUAUUCUCAUGUAAGUAAAACUCAUUUUCACGACAAAGGUUUUGCACUUAGCCACGUAUUUAAAGUGAGAGUUUUUGGAGCUCAGAAGUGGCCUCUCGGAAUUAGUUUAACUUAGGUGAGUGGCGUGGAUCUGGCCUAGGAGCUUUCAUUCACAUACUGCGAGUGAAAAGCAUAUUGCUCGAUAUGAUAGGUGAUAAACGAGUGAGAAAUUGAGAAACUACAAUCUUUGUUUGAAUUGAGCUGUCUUAAAAAAUUCUCCUUUCAGUAAACUUAGACGUAAACUAAGAUUAAGUUCAACUUUGGUGAAAUGAAAAAAUUAGAACGGUUUGUUGUAUUGAGGUGGUCAUCUUGUCUCUGACUGAGGAAUACCCCCUGGAGGAUGUGUAAAAUACUUUCCCACUACAUGUAUCACUUUGGUGAACAUAAAAUAUCGCCGUUGUACAUUGUUAAAAGAUAUAAAUAAAAUGUGAGUUUCUGGUGGUUGUGCCUAGUACUUAAGAAACUU